GGAAGUUAAAGUCUCCAUUAGCGACGGUGCGAAAAUUGUCUCACAUUCUGAUGAUGCUGAUGUAUAAUUAGCGAAACAGAAUGGUUCAGUUGUCAGACUUUUCUCCGACAUCUACGAGUAAGAAGACGAUAUGAAGGAUCAAUACAAUUCGGCCGUCAGGUGGGGCAGCGACUGCGGUGGCGACACCCAACUCCGCCUCGUACAGGGAGAGUAAUCCGUAGCACUUCGUGUCCCGCACGGAAGCGGUUUUGACGACCCGAACCUGAAACCUCGACGUCUCCUGUCUUCUUCCUCCUCACCUAGUUCAAGAAACCCUCUCCUUCCUCUCUUGCUUCAUGGGUGGAAGGCUCUCCCGUCAUGAUUCGCCCUCUGUGGCUGACACAAGCGCCCCAUCCAAUCUCGAUAAAGAUCAGAUGCUUGCGCAGGCAGAGAAAGAAAUGGGCUUCAGAAUAGAUCAUUUAAACCGGCUUGCUCAUACCUGUUUCAACAAGUGUGUUGACAAAAGAUACAAAGAUUCCGAGCUCUAUAUUGGCGAAAACAGUUGCGUUGAUCGUUGCGUUUCAAAGUAUAUUCAGGUGACAAAUAUAAUUGGACACAUACUGGCUUCCACCAAGCCACCAGUUUGAAGCAGCUACUGCUUGUAGAGCAAAUAGCUCAAUUCUUUCUUCAUCUGCUGCCAACAUAAUGAAUGAUGAUAGCACCUCCAAAAUUGAUUUGGAAAUGUUUGAUAGCUAUUACCUUAUUACCAAUUCUUGAAUUAUUUGAUUACCAAUUGAAUAUAUAAUACCUUAUUACCUCAUCUAAAUUGUCUGUACACAAUAUAUAUAUAUGGUGUCCAAUUAUGUGUGGUUCGAGUAAACGACAAGGUUGUGGGUAAGCAGUAGAGACACCGUCUUUGGCCAUUUCAGGUGACAGCCGUCAUCGAUGCUUGCCGCUCGAUGGCAUCAAGGACAUGUUUUUAGCCUCAUCCGGAGGCGCAUCGGCUCCUCCUCCUUCGGCGGCAUCACCAACCCCCAAAUUUCCACCUCAAAAGCCGUCUCCCAUCGCCCAUACACCCUACUUUGUUGUGAUUGGUUCCCAAGGACGAGGAAUGGAAAUGGGAGCAGGCGACGGGGUUGCUGACGGGGGGAUGAGCGGCAUGACGCCCCCUCCCGGUGGCAUGCCCACCUCGUGCAUGGGCAUGAUGCACAUGACCUUCUUCUGGAGCACCCGCGCGCAGAUCCUCUUCUCCUGCUGGCCCGGUGACCGAGGCGCCGGCGCGUACGUCCUCGCCCUCUUCCUCGUCGCCGCCGCCUCCGCCCUCGUCGACUGCCUCUCCGCGGCCCUCCACCGCCUCUCGCGGGGGGACCGCGUCUCGCUCGCCCUCCUCCGCACCGUGCUUCACGCCGCCCGGAUGGGCCUCGCCUACCUGGUCAUGCUCGCCGUCAUGUCCUUCAACGUCGGCGUGCUCAUCGCCGCCAUCGUCGGCCACGCUCUAGGGUUCCUCCUCACCGGGAGCGGGCUACUGAAGCGGGCGGGGCCCAGUAGUAACGGGCUUAUGAUGAAAUAGGAUGAAUUUAAUGUGUCUUCAAGUCCGUCCAUUAUUUACGAAGAUGCUUGUGUUAGCCACUUGGCUUGUAUUUGUACCAAUCAAUGUAUGCUUGUUUUAGACUC
Molecule: messenger RNA, 1653 nt
Organism: Musa acuminata AAA Group (dessert banana)
Lineage: Eukaryota; Viridiplantae; Streptophyta; Magnoliopsida; Zingiberales; Musaceae
Product: mitochondrial import inner membrane translocase subunit TIM10-like
Exons: 6
Coding region: 336-626 (96 amino acids)
Biological process (GO): protein insertion into mitochondrial inner membrane
Cellular component (GO): mitochondrial inner membrane
Source: RefSeq, a predicted model, not a curated record